UCUAAACAUUUUAAACACAUAUACUAUUUGAUUCAAAAAUAAAACAGUAUUAGGAAAAAAGAACACAAAACACUUACAUGUAUCUAACCCAUUUAAACAAAUUUUAAAUAAAAUAAUAUAUAUAUAAAAAAAAAAAAUAAUAAUAAAAAAAAAUAAAAAAAAAUAAAAAAAACCCAACAAAACACCCUAACCCACGAUGCUCUAACCCCAAAUAAAGAGAAAGAAAAACACUUUCUCCUUCCUCCUGCAGUCACCAGUUCGGCAGUGCCCCAAACAAACACAAAAAACCCAACGAAGCUGUCUCCUUCUGCCUGUAGUCCACCAGCGGCGGUGCCCAGCCGGUUGUUUUGAUUUUUCGGCGGCCUGAAGGUGUCCAAGCUAAGAAUGGAUGAUGAGUUGGUGCAAGAAAGUUUGACACGUAUAACAUUGUAUGAGCUACGGAGAUUGACGUCCCAAGUUGAACGGAUACCUAUGCAUGUUGGUGGGGAAACUGGGAGCCAAUGGAUUCAUAGGAUGGUGACAGGCCAUCAUAAUUUGUGUAAAGAACAACUUCGACUAAGUAGAGAAAUAUUUAUAAGUCUUGCUAAUGUCCUCAGAGCACAACAAUUGUUGACAGAUGGUUCUGGUAAACAUAUGCACAUUGAAGAGCAACUUGGGAUAGGUUUGUACAUGCUUGCCAAACCUGCUUCCGUUCGUGAUGCUGCUGAAAGAUUUCAACAUGGGGUAUCUACUAUUUCGAGGUAUUUCCACAAAGUGUUAGAGGCAUUGCAGAUAUUGUCAACUCAAAUAAUUCGACCUUAUCAAAGUUUGAAUGAAACACAUCCUGAAAUUCAAAACAACAACAAACUCUGGCCUUUCUUUAAGGAUUGUGUUGGUGCCAUUGAUGGUACCCUCAUACAUGCAGUUGUUGCCGAUGCUGUGGGCAAGGCCCACAGAGAUCGAAAAGGGGAUAAAUCAUGGAAUGUGAUGGCAGUGUGUUCACAUAACAUGUUGUUUACUCACAUCAACGUAGGCUACGAAGGCAGUGCACAUGAUAGCACCAUUUGGAAGCGAAGUUUAGGAGAAGCAAGAAUGGGAUUCCCUCAUCCACCGCCUGGAAAAUACUAUGUAGUUGAUUCAGCGUAUCCUAAUACACUCGGGUACUUAAGUCCCCAUACAGGACGUGAUUUGAGGUAUCAUUUGCCUGAUUUCAAGAGAUCAGGUCCUCCACAAGGAAUGUUUGAGCAUUUCAAUUACCUACACUCGUCUUGUCGAAAUGUAAUUGAGCGGAUUUUUGCGAUUCUGAAAAAUAGGCGGAAGGUUCUAUAACCUAAAUUGAUGUCGCAAAUGGAAUUACGUUUUCAGUUGCAAAUAAUCGUUGCUUGUUGUACUCUACACAAUUUUAUUCGUUUACAUGAACUAGGGAUUCCAAUCACGCACCAAGUUGAAGUCAUGGAGCGAAGAGAAGAUCAUACUGUGUACGAUCCUAACAGAAAAGCAGCUAUGGAUAUUGUACGACAAGAAAUAACUGAUCAGAUAUGGGAGUCAGUUCAGAGGAAUGCCGAGGUAAUGGAGGAGUUUGGUGGACAAGAAGAAGACGAAGAACUAACUGACUAUGAAAAUUAGUUUAAGUUGUGUAGUACUCUAAUUUUCUCAAUGAGAUUAACAUUAGAAAUAUGUUUCAAAAAAAUAGAACCAUUUGAACAAUGAAUUGUAUCAAUAUUAUUA
Messenger RNA from Chenopodium quinoa (quinoa), 1707 nucleotides. RefSeq lists its product as uncharacterized. The transcript has 4 exons. Lineage: Eukaryota; Viridiplantae; Streptophyta; Magnoliopsida; Caryophyllales; Amaranthaceae. The coding region runs from base 385 to 1308 and encodes 307 amino acids. The record is from RefSeq and is a predicted model, not a curated record.